AUGACGACUGACAAUAUUUUGCAAUUGCCUAUUGAUAUCUUAGUAAAUAUAUUUAAGCUAUUAAAUAUAAAGGAUCUUCAUAAUGUAAUGUUAACUUGUAAGCUUUUAAAAGAUCUAAUAAAAAAUGAUAAUACAAUAUGGAGGCAUCUCUCGCGAGAUAAGUUAAUUAUUGGUUAUUCAGAUAAAAGACGACCAAUUGAAUUAUGGUACAAUCGGUGCAGAACAUCGCAAAACUGGUGUAAUGGGUAUUAUAGAAUUAAGCUGGUUAUUAAGCACUACACAAACUAUAUGCCAUGGCUAACAUUCCACAAUUCUGAAAUCUUACUUGUAUCAGUUGGUUCUGAACUUCACUGCUACCCUACCAAUAGAAAAGGUACACCAAACUGUAGAGAAGCUCUAUGGAAGGUUGAAGUUCCUAAAAUACCAAGACAUGAUGUGAGAACCAAUGAUAUCUCCAGGUUUAUCAUAAAAAAUGAUAUUAUUGCUUGUGGAAAUAGAGAUGGCUGUUUGGCAGUGUAUAAACUUAAUAACACAAGAAAGAGGCCAUGUUUACAAUAUCAUGUACAAGAUUGUCAUAAAAGGGGUGCAGUGGAGGUAACAGCUGUUGAAGUAUUUGAUGGAAGAAAUCAAACCAUAGUUGUUACCGGCUCUAGUAAUAGUUCAGAAUUACAAUUUUAUGGCCUAAAGAAAGAAAGUGAUAAUAUUACUUAUAUUUGCAAAGGCAAUGAUAAGAAUUUAUUUAAUAUCUCUAUGUAUGAAACUGCUGGCACAAAAUGUAUGGCUCUUAAUAGUACAUCUGACAAAUUAGCAAUAGGUCUAACUGGCAACAGUAGACCCAUUUUGCUUGAUGUGAAUAACCCCAGGGUUCUGAUGGCGGCAGAUACAACAAAGAAUCGCAAGGAAGCAGUGCGUGACAUCCAAUGGCAUAAUGACAACACAUUAUUAUAUGUCACUCAUGCAGGGCACCUGCAGUUAUUAGACAUAAGAUCUCAUGAAAUGGUGUACCAUUCGUGGGAUCCUUUUCGAGCAGCGUUUUAUUGCGUCAAAUCAGAUGGACAAUGUGCAAUGGUGGCAGGAUCGGCUGAAUAUUCGCGUUGCGUUUUAUUCGAUACGCGCAAACAAAUACAUCACGUACAGAUGUUUUUUACACAAAAGAAAGCCUCUCCCGUGUAUAGUUUAGAUUUCGACCCUUACCAACUUAUAACAGCAAUAGAUAGAGGAGUUUCAGUUUUAGACUUCAACAUAAAUACUACUUUUGAAGAACCAAAAGAUUAUUCCCAGGUUUUCCACUGA
This is a messenger RNA of Spodoptera littoralis (African cotton leafworm), 1293 nucleotides long. The record is from the annotation of a GenBank genome assembly. NCBI's taxonomy places the organism in Eukaryota, Metazoa, Arthropoda, Insecta, Lepidoptera, Noctuidae.